Aspergillus fijiensis CBS 313.89 is the source of this 1110-nucleotide messenger RNA. RefSeq names its product aldo-keto reductase. Gene Ontology annotation, cellular component: cytoplasm. The record is from RefSeq and is a predicted model, not a curated record. Lineage: Eukaryota; Fungi; Ascomycota; Eurotiomycetes; Eurotiales; Aspergillaceae. The coding region runs from base 150 to 1100 and encodes 316 amino acids. The transcript has a single exon.
CGGUAUGCCGCUGGAUGAGGACAAGAUGCUGAGAUUGCUGGACGAGGCAUACGCCAAGGGCGAGACGUUCUGGGAUACCGGUAUGUGGUUCCAGAUGCGAUGCAUGCCGUAGCACAGAGCUCGAGGAGGGUGAAAGGGACAGGAAUGGAAUGAAAUUGCUGACGGCCAUUUCAGCGGAUAAGUACGGUGCGUCCGAAGAGAUCCUCGGGAAAUGGUUCGCGGCGAACCCGGACAAGCGCCAGAAUGUCUUCCUGGCCACCAAAUUCGGGAUUCGCCCCUCCUCCGAGUCGCCGCACGGAUACAAGAUGGACUCGACGCCCGAGUACUGCCGCCAGUCGCUGGAACGAUCGCUGAAACGCCUGGACCUGCCCUACGUGGACCUGUACUAUGUCCAUCGCUUGGAUAAGAUCACCCCCAUCGAGAAGACAAUGGAAGCCCUGGUGCAGUUGAAGCAGGAGGGGAAGAUCAGGUUUAUCGGGCUGAGCGAGUGCAGUGCCGAGUCGCUGCGCCGGGCGCAUGCCGUGCACCCCGUCACCUGUGUGCAGGUGGAAUACAGUCUGUUCUGCCUGGCCAUCGAGUCGCCCGCGAUUCGACUCCUGGAGACCGCACGGGAGUUGGGGGUGGGGAUCGUGGCGUACAGCCCGCUCGGAAAUGGGCUGUUGGGCGGCAGUCUGCGUUCCCGCCAGGAUGUCAGUCGGCCCGGCGAUUCGCGGGGAGUCUUGCCGUGGCUGCAUGAGAAGAACAUCGUCAAGAACCUGACGGUGGUGGACAGAAUCGCCGACAUUGCCAAACAGAAGGGGGUCACUACCGCGCAACUGGCGCUGGCCUGGAUCUUCGCGCAGGGCGACGACAUUUUCGCGAUUCCCGGAACCACGAGACCCGAGCGCUUGGACGAGAACCUGGGAAGCGUCUCAAUACCUGUGUCGGGGGAUGAGGACAGCUCACUUCGGCUGUUGGCUAAGGAGGUUGCUGGGAUUCGGUUUCAGGCGCUGACAGGAUAUGACUUUGCGAAUACUCCGCCGUUGGAGCCCUUCUCGUCUGCAAAGAGAAACCAGAGUACAUACGAGAUCAAUCAGUCUGUAUUGGCUUAUAAGAAUUAAUUCAGGUGUG